AGCAGAUUCAGUGUCGUCAAUGGGAAGCACGCGAGACGGUGGCAAAGCUAGUUACGGUCUAGAUUGAAAUCCACAGCUGCACCAUGCUCUCCAGGUCUCUCCCGUGUCUGUGGAUUACGUUUUGCCUUCAUUUAUGCUUUUAUGUAGACAGCGGUGAAGCACAGAAUGCGAAGGAAGUGAUUCUACUGGACUCCAAGGCACAGCAGACAGAACUGGAGUGGAUCUCCUAUCCUCCCAAUGGGUGGGAAGAGAUAAGCGGCUUGGAUGAGAACUAUACACCCAUCCGAACAUACCAGGUUUGCCAAGUCAUGGAACCCAAUCAGAAUAACUGGCUUCGGACUAACUGGAUAGAGAAGGGCAAUGCCCAGAGAAUUUUUGUGGAGCUGAAAUUCACCUUGAGGGAUUGUAACAGCCUACCUGGUGUGGUGGGCACUUGCAAGGAGACAUUCAACUUGUAUUACCAGGAAACAGAUUCAGAGGUAGGACGAAGCUUACGGGAGAACCAGUACGUGAAAAUAGACACAAUUGCAGCAGAUGAAAGCUUCACUCAGGGUGACCUAGGCGAGAGGAAGAUGAAGCUGAACACCGAAGUGCGCAUAAUUGGCCCCCUGUCCAGGCGGGGCUUCUACCUGGCCUUCCAGGAUGUAGGAGCGUGCAUCGCCCUGGUCUCUGUAAAAGUUUAUUACAAGAAGUGUUGGUCUAUCAUCGAGAACCUGGCCACGUUCCCAGACACCGUGACGGGAUCAGAGUUCUCCUCACUGGUGGAGGUCGAGGGUAUGUGCGUGAGCGAUGCCGAGGAGGAAGCCGAUAACUCUCCUAAGAUGCACUGCAGUGCUGAGGGGGAAUGGCUAGUGCCCAUUGGGAAAUGUAUAUGCAAAGCUGGAUUUCAUCAGAAGGGAGACGCAUGUGAACCAUGUGGUCGGGGUUUCUACAAGUCUUCCUCGCAGGACCUUCAGUGCUCUCGCUGUCCGGUGCAUAGCUUCAAUGACCGCGAAGGCUCCUGGCGCUGUGACUGUGAGGACGGCUACUACCGAGCACUCUCUGACCCUCCGUCUGUGGCGUGCACAAGACCUCCCUCUGCACCACAGAACCUGGUCUACAACAUCAACCAGACCACAGUUAGCCUGGAGUGGAGCCCACCGGCUGACACCGGCGGUCGCAACGACGUCACCUACAGGGUUAUAUGUCGCCGCUGCAGCUGGGAACCCGAGGAGUGUGUUCCGUGUGGGCUAAAUGUGGGAUACUCUCCCGCGCAGUCAGGAUUAGUGGACACUUACGUGACCGCUGUGGAUCUGCUCGCUCACGCCAACUACACUUUUGAGGUGGAGGCUGUCAACGGGGUGUCUGACCUCAGCCGCACGCAGAGGCUGUUUGCUGCAGUUAGCAUUGCUACUGGCCAAGCAGCUCCGUCCCAGGUCAGCGAGGUCAUCAAAGAGAGAGUGCAGCAGCACAGCGUCCACCUCUCCUGGCAGGAGCCCCAGCAACCCAACGGUGUCAUCACAGAAUAUGAGAUCAAAUAUUAUGAAAAAGAUCAGAAGGACCGGAUUUACUCUACUGUGAGGUCAAAGUCCACAUCAGCUACGGUGAACAACCUAAAGCCCAGCACAGCCUAUGUGUUCCAGAUUAGGGCUUUCACAGAAGCAGGAUAUGGCACCUUUGGGCCUAGACUAGAGAUAACCACCAAGGAAGAGGCCACAGCUGCAAUCGUCUCUAGUGAGCAGAACCCCGUCAUCAUCAUUGCAGUGGUGGCCGUGGCGGGGACCAUCAUACUGGUGUUCAUGGUGUUUGGCUUCAUCAUCGGGAGAAGGUACGCUCUCGCGGGCCCCAUUGACUCUCCGCUCCUGCACUGCGGGUACAGCAAAGCUGAUCAGGAGGGAGAUGAGGAGCUCUACUUCCAGUUUAAAUUUCCAGGCACCAAAACCUACAUUGACCCCGAAACCUACGAGGACCCGAACAGGGCUGUCCAUCAAUUUGCCAAGGAGCUGGAUGCCUCUUGCAUUAAAAUCGAGCGGGUUAUUGGAGCAGGAGAGUUUGGAGAGGUGUGCAGUGGCCGACUGAAGCUGCCUGGAAAACGGGAUGUGUCAGUUGCCAUCAAGACACUCAAAGUGGGAUACACUGAGAAGCAGAGGCGUGACUUCCUGUGUGAAGCCAGCAUUAUGGGACAAUUUGACCAUCCUAAUGUCGUUCAUCUGGAGGGAGUCGUGACGAGAGGAAAACCAGUCAUGAUUGUCAUCGAGUACAUGGAGAACGGCUCAUUAGAUGCUUUCCUCAGGAAACACGAUGGCCAGUUCACAGUCAUCCAGCUGGUGGGAAUGUUGCGGGGUAUAGCAGCGGGAAUGAGAUACCUUUCCGAUAUGGGAUAUGUCCAUCGUGAUCUGGCUGCACGGAAUAUCCUGGUCAACUGCAAUCUCGUGUGUAAAGUGUCUGACUUCGGCCUGUCGAGGGUGAUAGACGACGAUCCCGAGGCUGUCUACACAACAACCGGUGGAAAAAUCCCUGUCCGGUGGACUGCACCAGAAGCUAUUCAGUACCGUAAAUUCACCUCUGCAAGUGACGUGUGGAGUUACGGUGUUGUCAUGUGGGAGGUUAUGUCGUAUGGAGAACGGCCUUACUGGGACAUGUCCAACCAAGAUGUCAUUAAGGCAAUAGAGGAAGGAUACCGUCUUCCAGCCCCCAUGGACUGUCCGCCGGGUUUACAUCAGCUAAUGCUGGACUGCUGGCAGAAAGACCGAGCCGAACGCCCCAAAUUUGAUCAAAUAGUUGGCAUCCUUGAUAAGAUGAUACGUAACCCUAACACACUGAAAACCCCAGUGGGAACGUGUACAAGACCAAUUAGUCCCCUGUUAGAUCAGAGCACACCAGACUUCACUUCUUUCCGCUCAGUGGGAGAGUGGCUGGAAGCCAUCAAGAUGGAGCGAUACAGAGACAACUUCACAGCAGCUGGCUACAGUUCCUUGGAAUCUGUGGCCAGGAUGUCAAUCGAGGAUGUGAUGAGCUUGGGGAUCACUCUGGUGGGCCAUCAGAAAAAGAUCAUGAGCAGCAUACAGACUAUGAGAGCCCAGAUGCUGCACCUCCACGGCACAGGUGUCCAGGUGUGACGAUCUCUGACAGGCUGCCUUCGGAGAGGGCGAGAACAAAACUUGACUUGGGACAUAAAUGGAAUAAUUGUCAAAGCAAACAGACGUAUGAUGUCUGACUCUUCUGGCUGUGCCUGGAGUGAAAUCAUUCCUUUGUUUCUCAGUGAAUGAUUGUGGUCCGCCUCUUUAAAGGGCACUAAAGAGAGGAAAAGGGCAAAAAACGGCAACAAAAAAGAAACUACCUGGAUGAGACAAAUGUAUUUUUCCCUUCUUUUUGUAGAAGCGCGUACAAACUAAACCACAUAUCAAACAGCGCAUUGGAAAGGAGUUUGCCGCUUAUAUUUCUCUUUAUGUGCACACGUUGUCUAAGGAUUUCCUUUAUACGAACUACAACACCUUGAAGCGGUUUUAGUUGUUUGUUUUUUUUCGUUUUUCUUUGUGUCUGCCACGAUGACACGUUUUGGCACAUAUAAAAGUUCUUUUUCCUCUCCUCUUUGGAUGUGACAACAGGGUAACUCUUUUAUCCAAACAGAGACAGAACUUUUUAGGUGCAGAUUUCAAAGUACUUUUUGUACUGGACUGUUUGCAAUGACUUUUGUUUUCCUUCAUGUGCUGUUGAAGUGAAAAUAUUAUCCUCACACGCUUGUUUUGCAGCCUGUUGGAGUGGGUUCUUGACCUGGUUUCAAAUUUUCAGCAUUUUUUAGCAAACAAUUUUCUGAUGAGUGCAGCACAGAUGGAGAUGCAGGAAGCAAACUGUUCUUUAAAUCACCAGAAUUUUUUUCUAUCAGAGUAGCAAUAUCCUUCAUCUAUCCUUCCCUUAGUGUUCACUAUGGGAUACACUUGGUUGUUGAGUAGAAUGUGUCAGCACGUUUGAAAGAUUGUAUUGGAGUUGCAGCUGUGCUUUGCCAUCAUUUUGCCUAAAAUGUUUUACAUAGUGGUUGUUUUGAAGAAUUGUUUAGCUGCGAGUGCGUUCAAGAAUUGACGAGACGUAAUACUGCCUUAAAAUGUGUUUAAGUAUUGCCACUAUUUUAGGCACUUCAAUGGCAUUGCUUUCUGUGGCUCAUUUCAGUGUUGUACUACUUCCUUUUUUUGUGUGUUUGUUUUUAGCAUGAUGUCUUUUUAUCUUGAACUUGUGUGCACAGACUCUGUUUUAUGCCACAAGUGACACAGUCAGUGAGAAAGAGUUGGACUAAAAAGAGCAAUAAUUACCAGGUAGAAAUUGUCCUCGACUGGGACUUUUUAAGGUGCUAGAUGACAUAGAAAGCAUGGGUGUGCUAUUCUGAGACAAAACCUUUGGAAAGAUUCAGUCACUGCUGCAAAAGGAAACAAAUGUACCUCUUUGACCUGAAAUGGUUUGGAAAAAAUACCAUGCCAACUCAUCAAAUGAAAUAAUCAUGUUGUAUUUUGCCGCUAUGAUAUGUUAAACAUGUGAUGAGACUCUAACGUGGCAUGAAAAUGUUGAAUUGAGUGACUGCAGAGAUAAAACACUUAAAUGGUGCCAAUUAGCCAUGCUGACAUCAUUUUCUAACAAAAAAAAAAAAAAA
Maylandia zebra (zebra mbuna) is the source of this 4621-nucleotide messenger RNA. It is a transcript of the gene epha7, whose product is annotated as eph receptor A7. Gene Ontology annotation, biological process: ephrin receptor signaling pathway; axon guidance; protein phosphorylation. The record is from RefSeq and is a predicted model, not a curated record. Gene Ontology annotation, cellular component: dendrite; plasma membrane. Gene Ontology annotation, molecular function: ATP binding; protein binding; transmembrane-ephrin receptor activity. NCBI's taxonomy places the organism in Eukaryota, Metazoa, Chordata, Actinopteri, Cichliformes, Cichlidae.